UAAAAAAUAUCAUAUAAAUACAGAACACAUUCAAAGCUAUUUAUGAAUCCUAUAACAGAUUGAGACGUUGACUUGAGAGAAAUGAAGAGGCUUGUGGUCUUACUCUCACUGUUCCUCCUUACCGCAGCUGAAAGACAAGAUCUUUCAGGUAAAAUGUUCACAUUUCCUGUGGAGUCCAAAACUCAUCAUGUGGUUCUCAGUCCUGAGGUGAAUAAGAUCUUCUUCACUGUUACUGUGUGUCUGCGUGCCUUCUCCGACAUCUCCAGAGCUCAGAGCCUUUUCUCAAUUUCUCUGCCAUCAACAGACAAUGGCUUUUUAAUUUACAAGCCAAAGCAAGGAGUGUAUAACUUACAUGUGUUAGGACAAGCUGCUGAGUUUUGGGGCUUGCAGGAUGAAUCCAAUGUCUGGAAUUCAGUGUGUGCUACCUGGGAUGCUAAUACAGGACUCGCUCAGCUGUGGGUCAAUGGAAAACCGAGUUCACGGAAAGGCAUCAAGGCUGGAAGCUCUUUAAUUGGAAUUCCAAAAAUCAUUUUGGGUCAAGAGCAAGAUAGUUACGGUGGAGGAUUUGACACGGCCCAGUCUUUUGUAGGGAUGCUGACUGAUGUGCACAUGUGGGACUCUGUUCUCUCUCCUGAUCAGAUUGCGUAUUAUACAUAUGGUGGGAAGUUUCAGCCAGGCAACGUUCUCAACUGGAACUCCCUAGAAUUCAAUAAAAGUGGGUAUGUGAUCAUUGAAAGUCAGAAAACUUCACAUAAAGCUGAUAGUCUUUAGACUCUAGAGUAAAUGCAGGCUAGAAGUAGUACGGAAUCUGUUGUCUCUGAAUACUCUUUAACGUAAGGAUGUAUUUUUUUUCACAUGAUAUAUGUCGCAUGUCUUUUUUACUCUGUAAAGUUUAUUUGCUUAUGCUAAAAUUGUUUUUGGGUUGUGAACAGACACUGAAUUGUGAAUCUGUAAAUAUCUAAAGAAUAAUAUUGUGGAAUAUUGUUAAAACUACUCUAAGACGUUGUCCAAAAGAAUUAUUGUCACACAAUUUCUAAGGACAAAAAUGUACUUUAGAGCACAUCACCAUUUUGUUUAGUCUUUUGAAUCAGUGUAUCAUUACAGUGUUACAGUAUAUACAGUACAUUCAAUAAAUAUUUAAUUGCAUCACAACUUUAA
Pangasianodon hypophthalmus (striped catfish) is the source of this 1158-nucleotide messenger RNA. RefSeq names its product serum amyloid P-component. NCBI's taxonomy places the organism in Eukaryota, Metazoa, Chordata, Actinopteri, Siluriformes, Pangasiidae. The record is from RefSeq and is a predicted model, not a curated record. The transcript has 2 exons. Bases 82 to 771 code for a protein of 229 amino acids.